CCACGGCGGGGAUGACUACUUGGUUACGAGGUAACCUUGAGUUACCUCCGCUCUUAUCACAGGUGAUCACGGCGACUGAGAAGGAGAAAAUUUCAACACUUGACCAUGCUGCUUUAGAGAAGAGGAGUCACCAUGGCCUGGCCGAGCUACUGUUGUCCAUCUCCGAGGUGAACCGAAGGAAAGAUGAGCGCGAGAAAGAUUUGUCGCUACAACUCACCGAAUUAGCGAAGGAGGUGGCAUCGCUCAAGCUCGUGCGUGACUCACAUGCAGCCGAGGUCACUGCGCUUAAAGAAAUGCACGCCGUGGAGUUGGCCAAUGCAAGGGGGCGGGCCGUGGAUGCAUACAAGAAUUCUCCAGAGUUCGUGUCUAAUCAGGAAGCAUACAUUAAUGCCCACUUGAACGAUAUUAGCAAGGAUUGGUUGUCUACUCCGGAAGGUCGUGAGAAACUGGCCUUAGAGAGCUACAUCUCCUACCAGAUCGGGAUAUAUGCCACUCAACAGAAAAUAUAUCCUAUCUUGAGGGAUAAGGCUGGUACCUCUUGCAUCACUGAUUGGGGACUUCCUCCUGAGGUUCCCAACCCUGAGAUCCCGGUAGCCAACACGCCCCUGGACUAUAUUCCUUUUGACAGACUCCCCACUGAUGAGGAGCUUGGCGAUCUUCCUUCCGAGACAGAUCACCCAGCUUCGACUGCUUCUGUGCCUUAGAGCAUGCAUGGGAGUGACGGAUGGACGUAGUGUAGACUUUAAUUCUG
Cuscuta epithymum is the source of this 751-nucleotide messenger RNA. Lineage: Eukaryota; Viridiplantae; Streptophyta; Magnoliopsida; Solanales; Convolvulaceae. The record is from the annotation of a GenBank genome assembly.